Messenger RNA from Coccidioides immitis RS, 813 nucleotides. RefSeq lists its product as uncharacterized. Gene Ontology annotation, molecular function: hydrolase activity. Bases 1 to 813 code for a protein of 270 amino acids. NCBI's taxonomy places the organism in Eukaryota, Fungi, Ascomycota, Eurotiomycetes, Onygenales, Onygenaceae. The record is from RefSeq and is a predicted model, not a curated record. The transcript is spliced from 7 exons.
AUGGCUCUCGCAGCCUUUCCACAUAUUGCAAAGCAAGUCUCCCUCUCUGAUAACACAACGUAUGCGUCUAGCUGGGACCGGCGGCACAUGAUCGUUCGCCUCAGGAAUACUGGGUAUGGCGUUAUCGUGCCGGACCUGCUUGGAUAUGGGGAUACAGACAAGCCUGUGGAGCUUAACAGUUAUGCGAUGACAAAAAUGACACAGCAUAUAGUGGAGAUUCUUGAUAUCGAGGACGUGGGAAAAUGCAUUGGUGUAGCUCAUGACUGGGUUCGGCAAUGUUAUCUAUUUUAUACACCACCCGGUACCUUUAAUGUAGAUGAGUUCAACGACAUGACAAAAAAAUUGCUUGGAUACCCAGCACCUACCAAAUCAGAGCUCUGGAAGACUGAUCUCUGUCCACCAGGGGCUGCGAGGGCAUGGCUAAAGGCCGGUAAAACUACUUCAUUGCCACCCUACAUCACGGUCCCUGAAUAUCUUAUUCGGCAAAAUAUCUUUUCUGACGGCGGAUACCGUGCACCUCUUAACUGGUAUAAAGUAUCCAUGCGUGGUGUAAAUGCCGCUGAUGAUGCACUUAUCUCCGAAGAGAACAAAUACCUGACUCUCCCAAAUCUGUUCAUUCAAUCAACAAAGGAUUUUGCUUGGGGCUCCGAAACGCAAGUCCAGAAAAUCAAGCGAUGGGCACGAAACCCGCGAAUUGAGAAUUUAGAAUGUGGACAUUGGCCUCAACUAGAGAAACCAGACGAAUUGUUUACACUCAUCGGACGGUGUGCAAGAGAUAUUGUACCAAAGGAUCUGCCUGGAUGCAAAAUCUGA